Messenger RNA from Oreochromis niloticus (Nile tilapia), 804 nucleotides. RefSeq names its product zinc transporter ZIP1-like. Gene Ontology annotation, cellular component: plasma membrane. Lineage: Eukaryota; Metazoa; Chordata; Actinopteri; Cichliformes; Cichlidae. Gene Ontology annotation, molecular function: zinc ion transmembrane transporter activity. The record is from RefSeq and is a predicted model, not a curated record. Gene Ontology annotation, biological process: zinc ion transmembrane transport. The coding region runs from base 1 to 804 and encodes 267 amino acids. The transcript has 5 exons.
AUGGAUGAUAUUCAUCACAUGGUUCUCAGUUUGAUCAGCUGCUUUGCUGGUGGGGUUUUCCUGGCAGCAUGUCUGCUUGACAUCAUUCCGGAUUAUCUGUCAGACAUUGGCACAGUGCUGGAUGCUCGGGAGGUGGAGACCCCCUUUCCCCUUCCAGAGUUCAUCAUAGCUGCUGGCUUCUUCAUGGUCCUCAUACUGGAGAAGAUUGUCCAGAGCUUCCGGGAGACGAGAGGGGCUCGUGAGGAGAGGGCGCCCCUUUUACAUGACGAUGGGCACGGCCACGAGCUAGCCACAGCCCGUGAUCUGGAGAGCAGCGGCCACCACCGCUAUAUAAAUACAGGCCAUUUACAGGCUCACUCCUCCUUUCGUUCCUUCAUGCUCUUCCUGUCUCUCUCACUCCAUUCAGUUUUUGAGGGUCUUGCUAUUGGCUUGCAAAGCACUGACUCGAAGGUACUGGAGAUCUGCAUCGCUAUUCUUGUUCAUAAGAGCGUCAUCGUGUUCAGCCUGUCUGUGAAGCUGGUCCAGAGCACAGUUCGCCCACUGUGGGUUGCCGCUUACAUCGUAGUGUUUGCCUUGAUGUCUCCUUUAGGCAUCGCCAUCAGCAUCGGUGUGAUGGAGGCUCAGCUGACAGCUGGACCUCUGAUCCAGGCUGUGCUUGAGGGGCUCGCUGCAGGCACGUUUGUUUACGUCACUUUCCUGGAGAUUGUCCCGCAUGAGCUGAAUUCCCCCGGGAAUCAGCUCCUUAAGGUGAUGUUCAUCCUGUUCGGCUUCACCAUCAUGGCAGGUUUGACAUUUUUGGGUUGA